This is a messenger RNA of Crotalus tigris (Tiger rattlesnake), 2941 nucleotides long. RefSeq lists its product as uncharacterized. Gene Ontology annotation, molecular function: nucleic acid binding; zinc ion binding. The record is from RefSeq and is a predicted model, not a curated record. Gene Ontology annotation, biological process: DNA integration. The transcript has 3 exons. Bases 191 to 2941 code for a protein of 916 amino acids. NCBI's taxonomy places the organism in Eukaryota, Metazoa, Chordata, Lepidosauria, Squamata, Viperidae.
GAUAUAUUGCGGUGGAGGGAAAUCGGCCCCAGUGCUGACUUUGUCUCACAUGCUUAAUAAAGAGCUUGGUGGAUGUCAGCGUGUGCCGGUCUUCUUUGCCUUGCGCUGCGGACGACUUUGGAUACGUUGGACAUAAAGUCAGCACUCUCCUCCAACCCUCCAGUCUACGGUUCCCGCGUACGGCUACGGUAUGGCGGAGGGGACUCAGGGGGCCGCCUUGGUCGAGGGGGAGGUGGCGGCCGGCGGGGUUGUGGAUGCUAUCCCGGCGGCGGAGCCGGUGGUGGCCCAGCCGGUAGUACGGCCGAAACUGUUACAGUCUGCAAUAUCGGAGCUCGAUGUGGGGGAGACAGGAGCCGCUAAGCCACAGGAGGAGUGGUGGCACAGCCCGGCGGUGACUGGACUACAGCCCGAGCAGCUCCUAACACCAAAGCCGAAGCUCGGGCAUUCGGGGUGGAGGGAGAGACGCGCCACGAUGGAGGACGAUGAAGACUGGAGCUACUCCACGGCUCCGGGCCAGGAAACCAUGGAUAUCUUGCGCCAUCGGUUUGGUGAAGCAAGUUACAAGGGCACCGCCGAUAUGUGGCAAUCGGAAGGGGAGGCUACGGGUCGCACCCCCUCGUCUAGGUUCCGCCUGAGCAGUCCGCGGCUGCGGUUGCCUAAUCCCGCAGGUGGGCCGGCCGUUAUGGGACUCCCUUCGAGCGGGCCGCCGGGUCAGCCACGCCCAGCCCAGCCGGGCGGGGCCAGGAACGUGGCAGGAGGCCUGACUGCAACAGGGGGGAGGGAACGGCAGAGCUUCGCGGCCGGACAUCCAAACAUGGUACCAGGCCAGCCCCAGGGGCCGUGGGGGCCAGGAUAUCUAUGGGGGGUUCCCCCUAUUCCGGUUACCUUUGAUGGUAACCCCGAUCAAUUGGCGAUGUUCCUGGGACAGGCCAUAAGCCACCUGGACCAGUUUGCACAGCUAUAUGUCUCCCAAUGGGCUAUGGUCGGCGCCAUUACUGCCGCCUUGCGCGGGGAGGCGGCCGCGUGGGCGGCCGACUUAUACAGUGACCAUGCCCGGGAGUUGGGGAGUGCGGGGCUGUUUUUGGACGCUCUACAUGGGCGGUUUGAUGACCCCACUCGGGCACAGAGGGCCGAGGCAGACCUGCUGGCGCUCCAACAGGGGAAACGCCCGGCCGUUGAGUACGUGCGGGAGUUUCGGAAAUUAGCCGGCCGGUUGCAGUCUUCUUGGCCGGAGCGGAUGUUGGUACAUCAAUUCAGAGCAGGCCUAGACCACGACCUACGGCAAGCCUGCGUAUAUCGGGGUGUGCCCAACAGACUGAGAGACUGGUUCAGGGUAGUGAUCGAACUUGAAGCGGGCCUGAAAGAGGUAUAUCGAGGGUACGGGGAUGUUUCGCGGCUGCGGCGUCCCGGGGAUAGGCCUCGCGAGGGCAGCCAGGACCAACAGCGGCCAACACCAAAGCCACCAGGACCGUCAGGAGCAGCCGGUUUCCGAUGCUUUCGUUGUGACCAGCCGGGUCACCGCGCAGCCGACUGUCCAGCACCCAGCCCCCGUAAGGCCGCAGCAGUUGGUAGAGCCACACCACUGAAGAAGGCCACGGAGAGUUCAAGGGCGGUUGGCCAGCAGCCGACUCCAGGGGUGAAGCCAGGAUCCCCGACUACGCCAAUGCCCAUAGCCGGGGUACGCUACCAGCCGGGGGACGAGGAGGACAGCCCUGACGAGGGAAUGAUGUUCGUUCGUUCGCUAGGGUCCUCACAGGCGUUGAGUUCAGCAUAUCACCCGAGCACCAACGGGGCGGCGGAAAGGGCAAACGCUAUGGUGGAAAGGUACCUCCGAAGUUAUGUGUCAUUCCAGCAAACGGAUUGGGUGGAUUUAUUGCCGUUUGCUGAAGUGGCAUAUAAUAAUACCGUCCACAGCAGUACGGGGUGUACCCCGUUUAAAAUAGUGUAUGGUAUGGAGUUUAACCCCAUGCCCGAAUUGUCACCAGAGAUGGCCAGCGGCCAGACCCCUCAAACAUGGCAGUCCAAAAUUUCAGGGUUGUGGGACCGGGUGCGGGUAGCCCGAAGGAAGGCCGAAGCUGCUGCCAAAGUCCAAGCCGACAAAAAACGGGCCGAGCAUAAACCGUUCAAAGUGGGAGACUGGGUGUAUUUAGCCACCAAAUAUCUACGUCUGCAGGUGCCAUGUAAGAAGCUAGGCCCGAAAUAUGUAGGGCCUUUCCAGAUCCUCAAAGUGGUUAACCCAGUUACAGUUCAGCUACGGCUACCCGCCUCUCUAGGCAAGGUUCACCCCGUGUUCCAUAGUAGUCUACUCAAACCAACACAUAGAAGUCCCUAUGCUGACGGGGCACCAGGACCGAUAUCCGGGUCCCAUUACGAGGUGCAGGAGGUCCUAGACUCACGGAAGCGAUAUGGUAAAACCCAAUACCUCCUUCGGUGGAAGGGCUACCCAUUAUCAGAUGCGACCUGGGUGGGAGAGGGGGACAUAAAGGCACCCAACCUGAUUCGGACGUUCCAUCGGAAGCACCCGGAUAAGCCGGGGCGGAACAAGUGUAACGUUGUGUACUCAACCCCUUUCCUUUCCUCCCCAGGGGGACGCGUGGUACAGGGGGCCGCAUGUCAAGCCCCGACGGCUUGCCAUAAGGACAGGGACAGGGGGAGCACGAAUGUCAACUCACCGGGGCGAGAAACAGCUGAGCCGUGCACCGCCACGCCCCACCGCCGCACCGGGCGAACUCCCUCUGGGCGGACGUCUCCACGAGAAGCACGACAGACGCCAACACCACCUGAUGGAACAGCGGGAGCUCCUAAGAGCCACUUGCGGGCUAAUGGGAAUGUACCUCGGCGGGAGAGCGGGGGGUUGUCUCCUAGCCACCAGGAUAUCCGGCAGGGCGAGAUUGGCGGCGGGCAACAGGGGCGCAGUGUAUUCCACAGUCAAAGGCCCUAA